Stegastes partitus (bicolor damselfish) is the source of this 9825-nucleotide messenger RNA. RefSeq lists its product as uncharacterized. Gene Ontology annotation, biological process: regulation of transcription by RNA polymerase II. The transcript has 14 exons. Gene Ontology annotation, molecular function: RNA polymerase II transcription regulatory region sequence-specific DNA binding; DNA-binding transcription factor activity, RNA polymerase II-specific. The coding region runs from base 130 to 9111 and encodes 2993 amino acids. Gene Ontology annotation, cellular component: nucleus. The record is from RefSeq and is a predicted model, not a curated record. NCBI's taxonomy places the organism in Eukaryota, Metazoa, Chordata, Actinopteri, Pomacentridae.
CGUCGUCGUGUCUGCGGCUCCUCCGUGUCGGCUUUGUGACAAACGACGCGGAGAUGUUUGGGGCGGACGAGUCAGCCUAGCUGAUUCCACAGAAACACAUGAACCAGUGCAUUUGAGAAGCAGGGAGCCAUGCAGAGUCCGAGCCAGGCCCACAAACCUGUGACCACAGAGGCACCGCUGGACCCCGAGCCUCAGCCUGCACAGACUGGACCAGAUGCACAACGAGAGGAAAGCAAAUCAGCUGGCAAUACUAAAGCAACAGAGACGGGGGUGCAGACAGCAGAAACACCUGCCACUAUGACGGUCACACCACCAGUGGAGAACAGUGCUCAGACACUGACCGAGUCCACGGAAAACACUGCAAGGACGGACGCUGCUGCAAAGCCAAGCUUAGCCCCAGCAGGCAAGACAAGUCCUGGGAGUGUUGGGCAAAAGGCAGCGAAGCAAGAUAAAGGUGAUGGCAGGAAAUAUGUUCCCUCCAAGAAAGCCAUGGUGGAUCCUCUGAAGAUGGAUAUGUCCAAACCUCUGGUUAUGCCUCUCACAUCAUCUCAGCUCUCCUUGCAGUGCAUCGAGUGCCACAUCAUCUUCAGCGAUCACAAGAGCAAAGAGCGUCAUCUGAAGCUGAGCCACCCGGCAGAAUAUGAACAAUGCAUCCUGAGAAAUGCCCUUUUUGCCUGCUAUGUGUGUGACCGCCACUUUACAAACUCCACAGAGCUCAUGGCCCACCAGAAAGCCCACAUAGAGAAGAAACCCUUUAAGUGUCCAAUCUGCAGCCAGGCCUUCAACAAGUCCUCAGAGCUCACUGUUCAUAAAAAGAUCCAUUUUGGUCGAGACGGUUAUGCCUGCACGGACUGUGGCAAACCUUGCAAAACGCUAACGUUGCUGAAGUAUCACCGGCGCACACACACCGGAGAGAGGCCGUAUGUUUGUAAGGAGUGUGGAAAGAGGUUCACCAUGUCCAAAGCUCUGCAGAAACAUAUAACGUCACACUUGCCAGAGGGAGCUGAGGGAGCUGAAGGAGGUGGAGGAGACACCACAGCUAAAGCACAACUGAGGAAAAAUGAUGGUGCCUCGACUACAAAAUAUCCUUGCUCUGUGUGCAAGGCCACUUUCAAGAGUUCCAGGACACGGCUACAUCACAUCAAAACGAAGCACAAUGUGUUGCCUGCUGCAGCCCGUAAUACCGUCCCAACAGGGCAGCAAGUGAAACAAAAUACACCCAUCAUAACUCCAAUAUCUAUCUGCCAGCCAGCACUACUGCAGGUGGAGCCCAAUGGACCUCUGCAAAAAGUUGAUGCCAAUAUUGACACAGAGCAGAUUCGCAGACUUAUUGAAUCUUUGGGAAAUGUGCAGAAAGUGAACCAAGUGGUCAUAUUGGGGCAGGUACCACCUCAUGCCCCUCCACUGGAAGUGCAGCAGAUAUCACAACUGGCAGAGCCGGUAAAUUUGAAUCUCAGCCCACCACAGAUUGAUUUUAUAGGACUGAAAGAGACAGACUCAAAGACUAUUGAGUUGGACCCUUCAAACAACCCAUGUGAUUCAAUGGAGCAAACAAUAAUACUGGAACCUAUCACUCCAGAUGGACAACUAGAAAAUCCUUCUUUCUCAGAAUUAAGCUCCCACAUAGCAGCAGGUGAAGACAUUGAGCUAACACUUGUUCCGGUUGAAGAAACAGUGAGACCUGAGGGAGAGGUGCUGCAUCAGAUCCUUCAACAACCUGAGAUUAGUGCAAUUCACUCUGAUCCUGUGGAUCUCAAACAAAAUCUUGAGCAAACAGUCAUAUUAGAACUUACGCCUGCUUUGAUGCCAACUUUGGAGCUGGAACAAUCCCAAGCUGUGCCACAAAAUGAAAUCCCUCCUUCCUCCUCUCUGGUCCUAACGACUGACCUGGAGACUCCUCAACAGACUGCAGAUCAGAUUGUAAUAGAAGACCAACAGACCAGCCUAUCAGUCCCACCACUCAUGUCUACGGUUGAGUUGGAGCUGACACCUUUACAACCACAUCAGCAGGACCUCUCCUCUUGUUCUUUUGUUCCGCCAGACCCACUUACUCCCAGUGAGCCUGGAGCUAAUCCCAAAGAUGAAGAUGUAAUUUCACAGAUGCAAACAGUAGUUCUAGAUCAGGUCCACCCUGUGGUAGGAAGAGACUCACUGCAGGACACCCAAGAAAAGGCUGAACAAGUGUCAUCUGAGGAACUACUUGUAGAUUGCAAGAAUAACCUGUCUGAAGUAGAGGAGCCAUGUGCUCAAGAAGAGGUUCAGUCACAGUUAGAGAACAGUCAAGGGCCAGAGAGCUCCGAGUUACCCGUAAAUGUAAUGUCAGCUCAAGAACUGGUGAAAGUGAGGAAAAGAAAGCCAGCCAGGACUUUAAUUUUUCAAGGAUAUAUGCAAGAUCUGGUCGGAUCCAUGUACAAGGAUGACUUACAAAUUGAUGCCAAACCACCCAAGCGCCAAAGAACAAAAAAGCCUCAUCUCGUAGUUAAAUUUGGUCCACAAAGCAAAGAGAAGAAAAACAUGAAACAGAGGAAGCCGUCGCAGCAGCGUCAGCCGAUGCAGGAAGACAUGAUAAGAGGUAAAACGCCGACAAAAAAACUUGUAGAGAAAAAAGAAUCAUCAGAGAAGAAUGGAAGAAAGGGGAAAAAGGACAAAACAGUGGGAAACGCAUUAUCUGCAGCUAAAAUCAAGUCAUCGCCAUCAACCCAGGUGCCACGGGUGCAUGAAAUCAAAGAGGAUACAAGAAAAAAUAAAAUGAAAAAACAGAAAGAAGUCUCCAAGGGGGGUGUAACACGUAUGAGUAAGCACAAAACUGUAGCAUCGCCUAUGUUUAAAAGGAAAAAGCAAGCAAAAAUCCUGAAAAAAGAUCAACCCAAGAAUGCAAAGGAUGGGAGGGCAAAGAAAAACCUGGCAAAAGAGGAAAAAGUUAACAAGGCAGACUUAGCUGGCUCACACAUAAUGCAAGACUCUCUGCUACUACUGAAAGGUCACAAACAGCCCCAGCUAAAAGUUUACAAGUUAGACCCUUCAAAGGCAUCAAGCCAGGCACCGGAGGCAUCACCUCACGAUCUCAAACAUCCAACAAGUGCAUCUACAAAUAAUACCUCAGCAGAAGGUAGGAAAAAAGGAGGAAGAGCCAAGAAGAACCAGAAAAAUCUUUCACUGUUGUCCUCGCUGCAGGUGUCCCAUCAGCCACCGGAGACACUGCCCACCAAGCCAAAGGCCACCAGGAAACGUAAAGCCUCUUCAAAAGUGGAGACCGAAGGAGUUAUAACUUCUCAUUCCAAGCGUGCCUUAGAGUGUAAGGACUGUGGGGAAAGGUUUAGUGAAGUCUCGUCCCUUCAGAAGCACAAGACGACCGUGCACAUCGUAGAGAGUCCCAGUCUCACGUACACCAAUGGGAACAUCUUUGAAGGCGUCUCCAGGUUGGAUCUUUACCAGCUUCCAAAAGAGCAAGACAAGGUUGCAGAGGUGAUGCAUGCUGCUACAGACUGGGACACUGAGCCUGAGAUGGGAGAGAUGGCGUUAGAGGACCGAGAGCGAAGUGUCUCUUUUCCAGCUUUGAUCCCAUCUCCGUCUUUUCCUGGUCCUCCUCCAGAUGUUGAUGGCAGUGCCUAUGAAGAUAAGGGUGGAAUGCCUGUUCAGACCACCCAGCAUCACAGGAUGGACUCAGAAAUUUUGAACAUAGAGGAGAUAGUGAUGGGAAGGGGCUUGCCAGAUCCUCCUCCGGAAGUUCCCCCCGAAAAGCCAGCAGAACCGUACAAACCCAUCACCUUGAAUGGACCUCCAGCAUCCACUGUUCAACCCUACCAGCAUGAAAAUCUGCAGUGUUUCCAGUGCUUCAUCACAUUUUGCAGUGCCAAAGCCAAGGAAAGGCACAUGAAGAAGAGCCACAGAGAAGAAUAUAAGCAACAGCUUCAGCAGGGUAACACACUGUUCACAUGCUACGUGUGCGACCGCACAUUUCUGUCUUCUGAGGAAUUGACGCAGCACCAGCCAACACACAGCAAGGAUGACAAGCCCUUCAAAUGCGUUCACUGCAAGGAGAGCUUUAAGACGUUCUCCGAACUCACAGCCCAUAGAAGACAGGUGUGUCCGGAGAAACAGAUGGUAUGCAAAGAUUGCAAUGAAACCUUCCGGAGUGCUGGACUGCUGCGUGCUCAUCGCCUGACCCAGCAUCCCCGCCCAGAUGUAGAGACUGCAGAACAGCCGGAGGACCCUUCAAAAACCCAUCGCUGUAAGAAGUGCGGUCAGGGAUUUGAAGCUGAAUCCGAGCUUUUAGCGCACCAGGAGAAGUACCCUGAAGGUCAGCAAUGCAACGGCAGCACUUCGGCCAUCAAGAAACGUGGACGGCCAGCCAAAGCCGAAGACCCAGCCGUCGCUGAGAAAAAGGGAAAGCGGAAAAAGAAGGAUGAGGCCGAGGUGUCUGAGGAGGCAGUGAAGGCCAGCAGCACAUCAGAGCCAGCAGCAACCCCAGCAGAGGAAAAAGGCAAAGCAGGUGGAGCUAAGCGAGGCCGUCCUUCUAAAGCAGCACCAAAAUCAGAUACAGAAGAUAAGAAAAGUCCUGAGGAUGACAGUGAAGCUCCAGGAAAGGAGAAGAAACCUAAAGUAGAUCUGGCUCCGGCCCGUCAGCACCCUUGUUCUGAAUGUGACCUCACAUUCCCCGGCUUGAUUCAGCUCCGCACUCACAAGAAGGAGAAACACGCCCCGCGGAAAGCUCAUCCCUGUGAAGAAUGUGAAGAGAGCUUUGCCCGUCCCGAGCAGCUGGACGCCCACAUGUCGCGGGCUCACGCCGUCGGCCGCUUCGCCUGUCCGACCUGCGGGAAGAGCUUUGGCCGUGAGCGCACCUUGAAAGCUCACCAGAAAAGCCACCCGGAGGAAAAGCCUGAAAACCCAAGUCCAGCAGUCAUGUCCAUUGAAUACACCAUUGAUAUCCAGCUGACAGAGUUGGGAUUCCCAGAUAUCCUGCAGCCCCAGGAGGCUUCGGACAGGGAGACACCAUGUCGCCCCUCAUCGCCCGCUGACUCACCCAGUCACACCCCCACUUCCCUAUCACCUGCACACAAACAAAGACACCUGAUCAGAGAUGGGAAGGAGGCAAGUACCGCAAAACUGACCUCAAACACCCAACAAAACACAGUGGUUUAUGUGUCAGCACCUCUGGCCGACACGUCACCCGGUAAACAGUUAAAUCCUACACAGAGUCCACAAGACGAGGCAGCUGUCAACGGGACCGAACAGUCAGAGCCGACAGGAGAUGAUCCCACUGCUGGAACAGACAGUCCCCAGCUGAUGUCCGAACAGGACGAAGACGGUCAGGAAGGUGGCGGAGACGCUGCCAAAGAGGGAUCAGCGGAGGGCCAGCAGGAUGUGGACGAUGACUCGGAUGACAGCGAAGUUUCAGAUGUGUACGAGGAAGAAGAGGUCGACGAGGAAGACGAUGAGGAAGAGGAAGGAAUAAGCAAUGAGUCGGGUCAUUCAGGUGACUACCGCUGCAGCAUCUGCGAUCUCCAGCUGCCCUCCCAAUUCAAGCUCCAAGACCACAUGAACCUGCACACAGGAGCGCGCCCGUACUGCUGUGCAGAAUGUGGGAAGCGCUUCUGUCAGAUAUAUAACUACCGCGUCCACCUGCGCACACACGCCCUGGUCAAGGUGGAUCGCCCCCAGUGUCGCAUCUGUCUGGUGAGCUUCCCAGCGCAGGAGGAUCUGAACAGACACCUGUCGAGAACACACCUCGAGGAUGAGUUUUACGAGUGCGACCUUUGCAAGCGCGUGUUUACCUCCCUGAAGGCCUGUGAAAAUCACGUGCAGCUACACAAAUGUAUGCUGAACGUCGUGUGCGACGUGUGCGGCCGCAAUUUCUCCUCUCCAAAAUCCCUCGCGCGCCACCUGAAGAAAUCGUGCCAUCGCAAUUUUAAAUGCACAGACUGCACAAAGACCUUCACCAAGAAGAACGCUCUCCUGAAACACAGCUUCUCCCAUCUGGGUUUGCUGCCGUACACCUGCGUCCGAUGCCGCCGCCACUUCCGCCUGGCUAAGCUGUACCGCCAGCACAAGUGCGAACCCGAACGCAUUCACUGCGUGGCGUGUCUGAGGGAGUUUCUCAGUCAGGAGGACUUCCAGCAGCACAAAAAGGACACAGGCUGCUGGGGCAACCAGGAGAGGAACGUGACGACGGAUGAGAUCAGGUGUUUGGAGUGCGGACAGAGAUUUGACACCUCGGAGGAGCUGAAGAAGCAUGCCGGGGCUCACCAGAGGGUGUUGAAGUGCGCUGAAUGUGGGAAGGGGUUCCGCUCGGCGUUGCUGCUAAUGUCCCACAUGGGCGGUCACGCUGGCAAGUCGCCCUGCCUUUGUCAGAGCUGUGGGCUGGGCUUCCCCCACCAGCAGAACUACGACAGCCACCUGAAGACCUGCGGACAAACACCUCCGACUGUGAGCGCUCCCAAGAAACGGCAGACCUCGAAGAGCUCUUUACCCGAGGCGAAAAGACCCAGAGCAAAACCCGACUCGUCAAACAUGGCCGCUGCGCCUGCUGUUGUUUCAACCAACCCUGCUGCACCAGUUCAGGAUUGCAGCAGUCCAGGACUUGUGACGGCGGGUGUGUCCGCUGGCUCCGCUCCAUCAGACGGGGUUUGGAAGCUAACCCUCAACAAACAGCCGCCUCCUGGAGUCGAACUCGUCGUGUUUGUUCCUGUCUGUCCGACUCCAACCAAUGGGCUUCCACUCCCGUCUGCAGUCCCUCAGACUCUACCUGUUACAGCUAUGCAAGCCCUGCCGCAAGCAUCCUCCCCGCUUGUUUCAGGCAACCUUGGACUGAAAGCUGCUCUCGGAGCCCCCCUGGAUCUCGUAACCGGGAUUAAACAGGAUCCAGAAGCACCUCUGGAUUUGUCUAAGAAGCGCAACUCGUCCGAGUCUGCGCCGACCAACAUUCCUCUUCUUCCUGUUAAAAGUGAGCCAGAAGAGUGUGAAAUUUCAGGGCAGGUUAAUGGUACUGGGAGGCAAGAAUUUAAAAACCACAGUACAAAGACAGACACGUACACCGAGGAGAAGCGGUUAAAAGUCUCCUCUCUUCAUGCUGACACGGCAUCAUCUGGACCAAUAAUGGAUAUAAAGAGUGAGCCUCAGUCACCUGGUGCUGGUCUCGAUUUGUGCUUAUCCAGAACCAGACAACUGAAAGACUGUCAGCCAGACAAAGAGAUUAAGAUGGAAGUUGACAUUUCAAACCCUGUCUGUGCUGAUAUGGAGACAUUCGCGCUCAUGGACAAAGACAAGUGUAGCGACGUUCCUGGUCAGUGCUCCUGGAUGGAGAUGCACCAGUUCAUCGGUGACCUUAUCACAUCUGGAAACUCCUCCAAAAGCCAGCCAGAUGUGCUGAACGCAGCAGCGUGGGGUGUGGCGGCUGCAGCUGCUGGUUCUCUGGGCUUCAAAGCUGCUUCACUGGAACCUCUUCAGCCACUUCGACCCGCCCAGGACAAGUCAGAACCCGGCAGGCAGAUCCAGCCCCGGGCGUCCCAGAGGAAAGGGGAGGCCAGAGACCGGAGAGAAGGUCUAGAUGUGCAUCAUGCCUGCACCUGCCCCGGCUGUCCGUACUCCGGCUCUGCUCUGUCUUUUGAGACUUUAACAUCCAGACAAUCUUUGUCCUCGCCGCCUCACUCAGAGGCAGUCUGCCACCCCAAAGAUCUGAGCAGCACUGCUCCGGUGAGCCUCGGCAUGUGUUUACCAGACACCACCGUACCCAGCAGCAGCACCGCAUCCGAGCUGGAAGGCAGGCCGUCCAACCGAACGCAGAGCGACGACGCAGACAGAGGAACUCGGAGCCGAGAUCAAAACCCUGACGCUCCGACCUCCAGAGCGUCCUCGGGCUCCGUGUUCUCCAUGUUCCCCUGCCUGUGCUGCCACCGCGGCCUUCAAACCUGCAGCCAGCUGCGGAGCCAGCAGGAAGGAGCCGACUCAUCGUUUUCUCACACCCAUGCCCAUCAUCAUUUCCACCACCAUCACUGCCCGUUAACUUCCUGCUUACCCUGUCCUCAGCUCGCCCACUCACACUCCUCACAGCUCUCCAGUCCUUUUCCCUGCUUGCCCUGCCAGUGCUCCUUCCCCACCUGCAGCCAGGUCUGCCACCACCAGCACAGACAGACACAGCAGCCGGAGGAGAGAGGCAGGACGGCUACAAACCUGCUGUCGCUGCACCCCUGUAUGCACUGCUCUGCCUCUUUUUCCCGACCGUCCCAGCUGCUGCAGCAUCAGCGCUCUGAGCACGCUCACAAACCGUCCGGCUUCCUCUGCACAGAGUGUGGCAGGGCCUUCAACUCGCACAGCAACCUCCGCAUACACCUCAACGUGCACACCGGCGCCCGGCCCUACACCUGCUCCGACUGCGGCAAGAGCUUUAGCCAGUCGGGAGCUCUGAAGAUCCACAGACGGAUUCACACGGGUGAAAGGCCGUACUCCUGUGGCUUCUGUGGCAGAGGGUUUCCCCAUCUGGCCGGGGUCCGGGCCCACCAGAGGACCCACACGGGGGAGAAACCCUAUCGCUGUAGCCAGUGUGGGAAGUGUUUCACCCAGUCAGGAGCUCUGAAGAUCCACACCCGCAUCCACACAGGAGAGAGGCCCUUCAUCUGCAGCAUCUGCGGGAAAGGCUUUUCCAACCGCUCCGGGAUCCGCUUCCACUACCGCACGGUUCACGGGUUAGCUCCUGAGCCCAGUGGGGAGGCAGGAGCUGGAGGUGCAUAUCGAGGACCCGCAGGUCGUGGUUGUCCGCCGGGGCGACCCAGGACUUUACCUUCAACCAGCGUUAGGCUAAACACACCCAACAGCCCUGACGACAGCUCCAACACAGCUCCAAGCUCUCGAGAUUCUUCAGAGUUGAUCGCUGCUCAUCCUGGCUCUGCCUUGUUUGAGCGCAAAUCUCAGUCUGAAGGAGCAGCUGGGAGCAGAGAGGGGCUUCUGUACGCAUGUGAAGACUGUGGGCUGCGUUUUAAAGACGCCCCGUCCAGGAACAGACACCAGACUCUGGUUCACUACUCCCACGAGGGGAGAGAAGAGGAGGAAGAGGAAGAGGAGCAGCAGAGGAAAGAGUUCAGCACAAAUGAGAGAGUCGGAAAUCACCGUAAAUGAGGGUGAAUUAAUGUUACUGGUAGAUAACAGCCAAACUGCAGAGUAAACCCAUUUUUACAUGUAGAGAGAGAGAGUACCAUUUGUGUGGAAUAUAUAUUUGUUAACUAAGCAUUACUCAUCAUGGGAUCUCUUUCAGAGCUCCUAUAUCGCCUCAAAUAAGGUUUCGUAACACCUAAAUAGAUGUAAAAGAGAUUUUGCACAGUUUACAACCAGAAACACAAACCUGCCUGUUGUCACAACAGGGUCGACUUGUGCGACAGGUUUUUCUGAUUUACGAUUUGACGAGGAAAAGUUUUCUGUUUCUGAGGUUUCCUGUUUGUGCAGAGCUGUCGCCGCCGUUACACGUGUAAGCUUUGUCUGACAACAACCUCAAACCACUUGCUCCAAUCAGACGCCAAGCCACCUGGUGUUUCUGUUGUUACAACCGUUUUAUUGUGCCUUAUUCAGCAGUGGAAAGAGGUAUCCCCCCUUUGUUGCAUUGUGACACCACAGAGUUGGUCACAGCCUUUUCGUGAAUUUUUAGAGGCUUUUAGUAACAUUUUCUUAUAGAAUGGAGGCCUGACCCCUCAUUAUACAAAAUGAAAAAAAAAAAGUACAAUUUUCAAACUUAAAGACAAAUCUGCUGUUUUUUUCACUAGAGCAGAUUAUCAGUGUGUGAACAGCAAUGCCAUCUAAGUUUAAGUAAUUUAAUCAUUUUAAAACAUAUAUUUCCCA